CGAAACGGAUGUGUGAGCGCUCGAAACGAAAAGUUCCCCCAAUAAAAGGAAGACAAAUCCAACAAGGGAAAAACCAAAAAUAUUUACAACUCAAAACCUAAAUUUAUUUCUCUUUAAGAAUGAUUUGAGGUAUAAACUGAAACACACCAGAAUUCCCCAAUAAGUUUAUUUUCUGUUUCCUGAGUUAAUAAAACAAAACAAAAAAAAAACAAAGAAAAAUCAACAAAAUUCAGCAAAAUGGCUAUGGAAUGGAUAACUGCUAUGGACAAGCGUCCUUGUGAUCGCAACUUACGUGAUGUGGAACUAAUAUCCUGUCGUUUGCGUCGCGUGGAGCCACUGUGUCGCCUGCCAGGGUCGGCCUUGCAGCAAUUGGCCAUGUGUGGUUUCUACGAGGACUUGGAGAAGGGCGUGACUUUGUUUCGAGCUGGCGAACAAGGACGCUUCUGGUAUGCGGUGCUUGGAGGCUCUUUGGAAGUUCGUUAUCAUGCACAUGCCGAUGCCGAUGGCAAGAGUGCCGUUACUUUGUGUAAUCUUGGCGUGGGUGCCACAUUUGGCGAAUCAAUUUUACACGACCUGCCACGCGAUAGCACUGUGGUGACGAAAACAACAUGCGAACUGCUUAGAGUCGAACAGCAGGAUUUUCGACUCAUUUGGGAGAAAAACAAAGAGUUGAUGAAUGAUAUUUUCACCAAUUGCAAAUUGAAGAAUGGUUUUGGUCCUGGCGUACAAUCAGCCGCCGCUGCAGCAGCCACAUCACCAACAAAACGCCCACUCAGUCCCGAUCAUCCCAAUCCAGCCACACCUAUCACUGAGACGCCGAGUCCUGCUAUGAGCCGCAUGGGAUGGGCUCUACGUACAUUAUUGGUAGCCGAUAACUCAAGUUGUCUUAAGGAUCGUAAGGUAUCUGGUAAAUUGAUACGCAAGUGUGCUCCAGGUACCGAGCUUGUCGAUUGGCUGGUAAAUCUAUCGCCUAUUGUCCAUACACGUGCCCAGGCGGCUGGCAUGUGGCAGGCCCUACUCGAAGAAGGCGUUCUCUCACAUGUCAACAAGGAGCAACCGUUCAAGGAUAAAUGUUUUCUGUAUCGAUUUCGUUUGGAUGAGGAGGGCGGAGCAGCUGCAGUCGGUAUACCACAGGCAGAGGAUCUCAGUGCGGCUAAUGAGCACAUACGUGAGGGAUUGAGUGCACUUUUUCAACGUGGCCCAGAUGCCACAUUGCGUAUGAUAUUGCGCAAACCUUCGCAUGAGCGCACAUCCGAGGAAUUGGAAUUGGUAUUUGAGGAACUUGUCCACAUAGCUGCACUCUCCCAUCUAUCGACCAGCAUCAAGCGAGAGCUCUCAUCGAUAAUCGUGUUCGAGGCUCAUGCCCAGGCGGGUACAAUAUUAUUCAAUCAAGGAGACGAGGGCCGCUCUUGGUACAUUCUACUCAAAGGCUCUGUGGAUGUUGUGAUACACGGCAAGGGAACAGUGGCCACCUUGAAGACUGGCGAUGAUUUUGGCAAAUUAGCUUUGAUUAAUGAUGCGCCCAGAGCUGCUACCAUAGUCUUAAAAGAGAACAAUUGCCAUUUAUUGCGCGUGGAUAAGGAGCAUUUCAAUCGCAUUCUCCGUGAUGUGGAGGCCAAUACAUUAAGAUUGCAGGAGCAUGGCAAAGAUGUUUUAGUACUCGAACGUGUGGCCAAACAACGUGGGCAACAUUCAGCAUUCAAAUAUACUGUCAUGUCGGGAACGCCGGCCAAAAUGUUGGAACACUUACUCGAGACGCGUCUGGGACAGACGGUCAGCGGCAUGGAUCCAUUUCUGGAUGACUUUCUGCUCACGCAUAUUGUAUUUAUGCCAGUGGUGCAGUUAGUCGACGAAUUGGCCAAUUAUUUCCAUUGCGAUGCCCAUGAUGAGGCCCAAAUGCCCGAGGAUCGUGAGUAUAUAAUCAACUUUAAAAAGCGCGUCAUACAGUUUAUGCAAAAAUGGGUUAUGGCCGUGCGUCAUGCGGCUUUCGAGGAGCCAAGUGUGUGCGAUUUUAUCGAGGACUUGGCCGCCGAGGUGGAGGCUGAUGUGGAUCUAAAUGAGGAGACAAGCAUUGUGCAUAAUGUGUUGACACAAAUGGCACGCUAUCAGGAGGAUCGCAAUCAGAAUGCGGGGCAGAAGUGGAAGUUGCCGCCAAAUGGACAACCGAUUUGUUUGUUCAGUGGCAAUGCCACACCCUCAAAGACAGUGAUACGACCCGACGAUGACAUCAUUUUCCGGGUCUAUUGCGCCGACCAUACCUACUGCACUCUACGCUUUCCCAUGCAUACAACGGCGGAGCUAAUCAAAGCCUGUGCCGCCGACAAGUUGCAAUUGAAUCGUGGCCCAGAGGACUUGUGUCUGGUGGAAGUGAAAUCGAAUGGCGAACGUUCGGUGUUCAAGGAUAAUGAUGUUAGCAUACCCACAGGACUAACGCUCAAUGGCCGGCUGUUUGUGUCCGUCAAGGAUCAUUUAGAUGCUUUGACGCCAUUGCAAGAACAGGAAUGCCCCACAGAGGGUGUGGACAUUGACUUGGAAAUAUUGAGCACAAAAGAGUUGGCCUACCACAUCACUUUAUUUGAAUGGGAUUUAUUUUGGGCUGUUCAUGAAUACGAGCUGCUCUACCACACUUUCGGUCGUCAUCAUUUUGGCAAGAUAACAGCCAAUUUGGAUGUCUUCCUGCGUCGCUUUAAUGAACUUCAAUAUUGGAUAGUCACCGAAAUGGUGUCCACUCCCAGUCUGAGCAAACGUGUGGGCCUCAUCCGUAAAUUCAUUAAGCUGGCUGCCUAUUGCAAAGAGUAUCAAAAUUUGAAUGCCUUCUUUGCCAUAGUGAUGGGUCUCUCGAAUAUGGCAGUGUCACGUCUGCAGCAGACUUGGGAGAAGAUACCCUCCAAAUUUCGUAAAAUCUUUCAGGAAUUCGAAGCUCUCAUCGAUCCGAGUCGCAAUCAUCGCGCUUAUCGGGUAUUUGUGGGUAAAUUACAACCUCCCUUGAUCCCAUUUAUGCCGCUGCUCCUCAAGGACAUGACGUUCGCUCAUGAGGGGAAUAAGACCAGUUUGGAUGGCCUAGUGAAUUUCGAGAAAAUGCAUAUGAUGGCCCAGACAAUGCGUACCAUACGAUUCUGUCGAUCCAGAAGUUUGGGCCUGGAGCCACCUUCACCCAAAAGUGAGGGGGAAGUACGAUCAUAUAUUAGCAGUUUUCGUGUUAUUGACAAUCAACGCAUUUUGACAGCAAUGUCACAAAAGGUGGAGCCAACUAGGAAGCUCUAGACAAUGGAUUAAAAGCGAUUUAAUUUAAAUAUUUACAUAAGUAUCUAGUAUAUUUAUCUGUGUCUACCAAAACUGACAAAAACAAACACAUGUCUAAUCAAAGUCAAAUCUGUAUAGUAAUUAGCAAAUGCACAGAGUUAUUUACGUAUAUGUAUGUAUAAAUCAUACAU
Messenger RNA from Drosophila willistoni, 3434 nucleotides. RefSeq names its product rap guanine nucleotide exchange factor 4 (gene Epac). NCBI's taxonomy places the organism in Eukaryota, Metazoa, Arthropoda, Insecta, Diptera, Drosophilidae. The coding region runs from base 238 to 3264 and encodes 1008 amino acids. Gene Ontology annotation, molecular function: guanyl-nucleotide exchange factor activity. The record is from RefSeq and is a predicted model, not a curated record. Gene Ontology annotation, biological process: Ras protein signal transduction; positive regulation of GTPase activity. Gene Ontology annotation, cellular component: plasma membrane. The transcript has 20 exons.